Molecule: messenger RNA, 909 nt
Organism: Lichtheimia ornata
Lineage: Eukaryota; Fungi; Mucoromycota; Mucoromycetes; Mucorales; Lichtheimiaceae
Exons: 6
Coding region: 1-909 (302 amino acids)
Molecular function (GO): GTPase activity
Source: RefSeq, a predicted model, not a curated record
AUGGGACCUGCUGGAAGUGGCAAGUCUACGUUUUGUGCCACAAUGAUGACCCAUUGCCAAGCAGCUGGUCGUCGCGUCCAUCUAGUCAACCUCGAUCCUGCUGCAGAGCACUUUGAAUAUGAGCCUACCAUUGAUAUUCGGGAAUUGAUCACGUUGGAAGAUGUCAUGGAAGAAUUGGAUUAUGGUCCCAAUGGUGGCCUUAUUUAUUGUCUUGAAUUUUUGCUCAACAACAUUGAUUGGCUUGAGGAGGAGAUUGGCAACUAUGACGACGAUUAUCUUAUCAUUGACUGUCCUGGCCAAAUUGAAUUGUACACACAUUUCCCUAUCAUGAAGCGAGUUUGCGAGGCACUUGAACGGUGGAACAUGCGGAUUUGUGGUGUCUAUUGCCUUGAAUCACAAUUUAUCGAAGACAAGUACAAGUACUUUUCAGGUGUGAUGAGUGCCAUGAGCGCCAUGGUUAAUAUGGAGAUUCCCCACGUCAAUAUCAUGACCAAGAUGGAUUUGAUUGAAGGCGAUUAUGGCAACAAAAAGGAUGAUGAAGAACAAGAGAAUGGUGAACAAGAGGACGAGAUGGAUAAGAAGGCUAGACGGCGGAGGAGAAGAAGACGCAUGGAAAGUGCAUUGACCCAGCGUGAAUUGGAACGUUAUCUCGAUCCUGACCCGUUGUUGAUUGCUGAGCGUGCUGGUGAUACAGCCCAAGAAACGAGCCCUAUGAAUCAAAGAUUUCAAGCGCUUAAUCAGGCCAUCGUGCAACUCAUCGAUGACUAUAGCAUGGUCAGCUUUAUACCUCUCAAUAUUACGGAUGAAGAUUCAGUCGAGUAUGUGCUUUCAACCAUCGACAAUGCGAUUCAGUAUGGCGAAGAUUUAGAACCCAAGGAACCUGAUGAUAUGGUCGAUUAUGAUCCUUGA